AUGGCCUUAUCUAGUAUAGAACGUCGUCUAUCGUACCACGUAAGGCAUUUGCUUCCGAAGUUAUUAUCUACGAAGUCAUCGCAUUUUCUAGCUUACAUAUUAUCGCUACUAUCGCUGCUAACUGCUGGGUUUAUUACUAUCAUAUCAUUGUAUGCACACUCCUGGCAGUCUGUUUUGCAUUACUCCUCAUGGCAAAUAAAUAUUAUAGCUAGUACGACCAAUCUGGGGUUGUAUUUGACUCCUCCGAUAUUAGGAAUCAUCGCUGAUUCUCAUGGUCCCAUAACACUAAGUUGCCUAUCAGUAUUAGGAUUUGUACCGAGUUACUCUUAUAUUUCUCAUGUUUUCCAUUCAAGGAAUGAUUCUACAUUUGCUUUCCAUGCAUCUUUAGCCAGUUUCUUUUGUAUUGGUGUUUCCACCAGCUGUCUCUAUUUCAGUGCAUUAUUAACCUGCACGAAGCUUUACCCUUCAAAGAAAUUGUUGUCCGUUAGUUUGCCAACUACUGCAUUCGGAGUAUCAUCCUUUCUAGGUUCUCAGUUGAUUAAAGUGCCCUGGUUUUGGACUUCCAAUAGUGAUAGUACAAGAUACUUAAAUUUAGCAAGAAUCUUCAGAUUUUUCGCAAUUUUAUAUAUUAUUGUCGGUCUUCUAGCAUGGAUUGCAACGGGCGUAGUGUCCUUACUUACUCAUAUUGAAAGUGAUUACAUACAACAUCAUCAAGAGGCAGAUCCUUUAUUGCAAGACUCCUCGGUUUCGAUAUCUUCUAUUUCUGUAUCUUCGAAAACGUCAGAUACCAACGAUACUAAAGAAACCAAUUCGUCAUUACAUUUAUUUAAGAAUCCCGUACUACUCAUACUAUUGGUCUCAAUGAUUUUUUCUUUAGGCCCAUUAGAGAUGUUUGCUGUAGAUAUGUCCACCAUAUCAACUAUCUUGGUACCAUCGCAAGCAACCCCCACCACCACACUAUUGCCAGUUUAUGCACUGUCCUCAGUGGUUUCUAGAUUACUAACUGGUGUAAUAAUGGAUUUUCAAACAAGAAGAGGUUACAGACAAAAACAUAUCCUGUUCUUAUACCUUGCCUGCUCCUUAUUUUUGCAUCUACUACUAUUUAUAGUCACAUCAACAGACAGUAGCAUUUCCAUUUAUUUCCUAUACUUCAUAGGGUCGAUGUUUGGAAUAGUGAAUGGAGGCUUAUACACAAUUUACCCAAUUUUAACCCUGAUUAUUUACAAGAACAGACAUUUUGGGAAAAUAUUUGGUUUCUUAAUGAUAUCACCAGCAGUAGGGACACUUCUUUCAUGCCUACAAUUUGCAAAGACUUUUGAUUCAAAUUGUGCUAAUGACGGUUCAAGUAUCUGUAUCAAAUCAGUUUAUGAAAUUGGUUUGUUGCAAAACAUAUGUGCGUUUGGAUUGAGUUGGUUAGUAUAUAAUUAUUGGAGUAAAAGAAACAGCCAGAUAUAG
Kazachstania africana CBS 2517 is the source of this 1455-nucleotide messenger RNA. RefSeq names its product Mch1p (gene MCH1). The transcript has a single exon. The record is from RefSeq and is a predicted model, not a curated record. Lineage: Eukaryota; Fungi; Ascomycota; Saccharomycetes; Saccharomycetales; Saccharomycetaceae. Gene Ontology annotation, biological process: transmembrane transport. Gene Ontology annotation, cellular component: membrane. Bases 1 to 1455 code for a protein of 484 amino acids. Gene Ontology annotation, molecular function: transmembrane transporter activity.